AUGGCCACACAGUUUGGGCCGAAAGUGGUGCUACAAGGAACCACCAAGAUGUCUCUAAAUGAGCGCUUUUCUAGGAUGCUGGAGAACAAACAGCCCAUGACAGUGACUAUUCGGGCUUCGCUGCAGGAGCAGCAGCGAGCCAGCGCCAGAAGCAGAAGACUGGCCCGGCAGAUGGAGAAUAGACCCUCCGUCCAGGCCCCAGUAAGACUUGAGCAGCGCCUGGCUAAUAGGAGGGAGAUCCAGGCGCAUUUAGGCCGACCCAGAGGCGCCCCGGACAGGGGAAUGGUGGGAGGACGAGGCCUAUCCAAACACCAGAGAGGCUUUCUCCGAGGAGGAGGAAGACAACGUGGGGGCCAUGCCACCAGAAGGCUGCCUAGGGGCGCGUGGUCGCUCCAAGGUCGAAGCCCGCUCCUCCGUGGUGAACAAGACUCAGCUGGCCCACCAAUGGACUCAAGCAGAGGUGCUCCUCCAGGUCGUGGUGGAAACGGGGGAAGAGGUCUGCCUGUGAAAGGUCGGGAAAGAGGCAGAGGUGCCCUCCCUCGCCCUGGACCGACCAAGGAGCAGCUGGACAAAGAACUAGAUGAGUACAUGUCCAACGUUAAAGGACCCCUGGACUCUGAGUCGGACGCCGACAUGGCACAGACAGAUCCUGAAACCCAUGACUGA
Molecule: messenger RNA, 666 nt
Organism: Arvicola amphibius (Eurasian water vole)
Lineage: Eukaryota; Metazoa; Chordata; Mammalia; Rodentia; Cricetidae
Product: chromatin target of PRMT1 protein-like
Exons: 1
Coding region: 1-666 (221 amino acids)
Source: RefSeq, a predicted model, not a curated record